AUGAGCUUUAUCCGACGCAACACCGAUAUACCUGUUCCGACGCUGUACGGUGCGUUCGAGGUCGAUGGCUCGUACUUCGUCAUUAUGGAGUAUAUCGAGGGUGUCGACAUGAAGAGCCUUACAGACGAUCAGAAAAAAGUCGUCGAGGUCGAACUCCAUCAGCAUCUGGCGACUCUGAGGAAACUCAAGUCCAAUACUAUCGGUGGUCCUUCGGGCAUUGUUAUUCCACCCUAUCGAGUGAUGAGAUAUUCAAAACAUGAUCUCUUACCAAGGAGACAGUCCGAGAGUGAUGAAUUCGUCUUCUGCCAUAAUGACCUGUCGCAGCCCAAUAUCAUUGUUGAUCCGGAGACAUUGAAGAUCAACGCAAUUAUCGACUGGGAGUAUGCGGGCUUCUGGCCUGAGUACUUUGAGGGUCCGUUCUGGGGGAGAUAUGGUCCGUCGGUGGCGAUUCCGCAUCUAAAGGAGAAGGACGAUACACCAAAGCUGCUGCAAUUUCUGGGACUUGAGGAAUUGUAUACAUGGCAUUCCAGAAAGGAGUAA
Penicillium riverlandense is the source of this 540-nucleotide messenger RNA. Its product is annotated as aminoglycoside phosphotransferase family protein. The coding region runs from base 1 to 540 and encodes 179 amino acids. The transcript has a single exon. The record is from RefSeq and is a predicted model, not a curated record. Lineage: Eukaryota; Fungi; Ascomycota; Eurotiomycetes; Eurotiales; Aspergillaceae.